CCGAAAAUCCUUUAUUUGGAGGAAAGCCCACGGAUUCCUUCUGCACAGAGCUCUUUAAAAAUAGCCCUGACGGCAAACCAAACCGUCCCUUCUUCUCUUCGCUUUGUUUUCUCUGCAAAUCUCACACGCUAACCAAAACAACCACCGAACCUCAUUAUGCGUUCCUUUACAUCCCUCAAAAGAAACCGACCUUCCCUCCAUCAACUCGCCCUCAUCCAACGGUUCCAGCUCCGUCCAUCAUCAUCACUCCCCCUGAUCAACGCUGCUUCAAAUUCAAACCGCGACACCAGUAACCAAGAGAACCCACUUUGGGGUUCGUUUCUGAAAUGGGCUUCGGCGAUCACAGUCGGGUCGGGCCUAGGGCUCCUAUACUGGUCUCACGAUAAACCCUUGUUGUCUUUCGCUGAUUUCGCUUCUGCUGAAUCUACCGUGGAUGAUGCUGCUUCUUCUUCUUCUUCUUCUUCUUCAGUUUCUGCAUAUUUUCCCAAAUUAGCAUUGCCUCAAACCCCUAAGAACCUUUUUGGAGGUGCAUAUAGGAGAAGAGUUUUCUUUAACUAUGAGAAACGCAUGAGGUUGCGAAGUCCUCCUGAAAAGGUUUUUGAGUACUUUGCAUCUUUACGGUCCCCCGAUGGAGAAUUGCUUAUGAAACCAGCUGAUCUAAUGCGAGCAGUUGUUCCUGUUUUCCCUCCAUCUGAAUCCAACCUUGUUAGAGAUGGAUAUUUGGGAGGGGAAAGAAAUCCUGGAGAGUUACAUUGUGCUCCUUCAGAUUUCUUUAUGCUUUUUGAUGUAGACAAUGAUGGACUUAUAUCUUUUAAGGAGUAUAUCUUUUUUGUGACACUACUCAGUAUCCCAGAAUCAAACUUUUCUGUGGCAUUCAAAACUUUUGACAUAAACAAUAAUGGGGAGAUAGAUAAGAAAGAAUUCAAAAAAGUGAUGGCUUUGAUGCGAGCUUGUAAUAGACAAGGGGCUCAACACAGGGAUGGGCUACGAACUGGGUUAAAAGUCAAUGGUUCUGUAGAAAAUGGAGGCCUGGUGGAGUGUUUCUUUGGUAAGGACGGAAAUGAACACCUCCAACAUGAUAAAUUUAUCCAAUUUAUGCGAGAUUUGCACGAUGAAAUUCUGAGGUUGGAAUUUGAUCAUUAUGACUACAAAUCACGAAGAUCUAUAUCAGCCAAGGACUUUGCACUGUCCAUGGUUGCUUCUGCGGACAUGAGCCAUUUAGGCAGGCUGCUUGAUCGGGUUGAUGAAUUGAACAAUGUUCCCCAUCUUAUGGAUAUGCGCAUUACAUUUGAGGAGUUCAAAAAUUUUGCUAAGCUACGGAAAAAUUUGCAGCCAUUUGCUUUGGCCCUUUUCAGUUUUGGAAAAGUGAAUGGCCUGUUAACAAGAGAUGACUUUCAACGAGCUGCAUCUCAGGUGUGUGGUGUAUCCCUCUCUGAUAACAUGGUAGAAAUCAUUUUCCACAUGUUUGACUCAAAUCGUGAUGAAAAUUUAAGCUCAGAUGAGUUUGUAAGAGUGUUAUACAAUCGGGAAAGGGAUAUUGCUCAACCUAUGCAGGAAGGGUUCUUGGGCCUUUUUUCUAGCUGCAGGUACUGCCAAUGAUUGUUCCUUUUCUCAGUUGCUUUCUUGAUACAUGCCUGGGUCUAGGAUACUUAUCAUAGCUGGAAAGAUUCCAACCUGUUGUGAAAUAGGUAAUUUCCACUUAGAUUUCACUGUUGUCUUCUUGAUCCCUACCUGGGUCAGAGAGUGCAUGGACCCUUAAGGAUGCUUCUUAUAUGAUAGCUCAAAGGUUCGACCUUGUAAAUCAAACAGGUAACUUCUUGCUUAGGAAGUGACUUCACUAGGGGGGAAAAAUCACUAGCGAGUGUAUCAAAUUAUAGAUUCUGACAAUGAACUAUACUACAGAUUUUGUAGCAUAAUGUACAUUUGCCCACCUUAUAAUAAAGGAUGUAAUGUUUCAGGAA
This is a messenger RNA of Quercus lobata, 1961 nucleotides long. RefSeq names its product calcium uptake protein, mitochondrial-like. Lineage: Eukaryota; Viridiplantae; Streptophyta; Magnoliopsida; Fagales; Fagaceae. Gene Ontology annotation, biological process: mitochondrial calcium ion homeostasis; calcium import into the mitochondrion. Bases 157 to 1599 code for a protein of 480 amino acids. The record is from RefSeq and is a predicted model, not a curated record. Gene Ontology annotation, cellular component: uniplex complex. Gene Ontology annotation, molecular function: calcium ion binding. The transcript is spliced from 7 exons.